Messenger RNA from Planococcus citri (citrus mealybug), 5282 nucleotides. RefSeq names its product c11.1 (gene c11.1). Gene Ontology annotation, cellular component: cytoplasm. The record is from RefSeq and is a predicted model, not a curated record. The transcript has 29 exons. Bases 210 to 5054 code for a protein of 1614 amino acids. Lineage: Eukaryota; Metazoa; Arthropoda; Insecta; Hemiptera; Pseudococcidae.
UUAGAUAAGAAAGAAAAUUGGUAAAAAAAAUAAUACAAUAAUAAUAAAUUACUCAGAUUACAUGAAUAAUAAUUCGCUGAAAUUCGGAAUAUUAAUAGCAAAGAUAACGUGUAUUUCGAUGUAAAAAUGAAGUGCCUAUCCUCGUUCGCAAGUUAGAUAUUUCAAUCGUGAACAUUUCGCCAUGAAAUCGUAAAUACAUCGAGUAUAAAAUGUCUAUAAACGAAUCGCAAAUCACAGUGGUCAUCGCCAGCUUACUGGACGCUACUGGCGAUAAAGAUGAGAAAGUUCGAUUGGCGAUCAUCUCAUCGCUGAAAAAAAUUGCCAAACAUCAUUUACUCGGUGUUUUAGAAACGACCAUUAAUCAUCGUCGAAAACAUUCCAAGUUGAAUGUACAAGAAUUACGAUUCAUUUGGAGUAUGAUUAAAGAUAUCUGCGAAGAGAAUAUUUCCAGUAUGGAUGAUAAAUUGGUAUACCUUGUGACCGAUUACGCUUUAGAAGAGUCACUGAAACUUAACGAUGUUCCGUUUACUUCGGCCGAUAUUUUAAUCACCCUAGGACCGAAGCAUUUUGUCCCAGUGUACGAUAAAAUAUCGAGGCAUAUGAAGGAUGAUAUUCCGCCGCAGCCUUCGAUUAUUUACAUUAUUGGUAACCUAGCGAUGAUCAAUGUCCACGCAUUUCUUCCAUUCAGUAAACCGUGCUUCGAUUACUUGUUAUCUAUAAUGCCGUCCAUCAAAAUCGACACUCUUCGUAAAUUAUAUGCCACUUCUGUGGCGCAGGUUGCCGAAGCUGUGAUAGAAUGUAUAUCGGCCGAUGAUUCGUCCGCCGCUAAAGAGACGUAUUCUCCUAUUGUCGAAGAAAUAUUCGAAUCGUUUUCCAACACCUGGCUACAAAUUAAAGAUUAUAAAUUAUGCGAAGCUGUAGUUCGUGCUAUGAGCAGUAUGAUAUUAUUAUUUAAUGCCCAGAAAUUACGUGACGAUACUCCUCGUAUUUUAAAUAUCUUCCUCGGAUUAUACAAGAAACCCGCAACUCUUCCUCGUUACGUUAUCACUCAGGGUAUUAGUAAUUUGCUAUCUAUUGUUCCUCGAGCCACGUUGCAGCCAUUACUGGAUAACUUAUUGCAUACUCUGCAUGUUAUGGUCUGGAUUACGCCAGAUUUUGCUCAGCCUCUCACCGUUAAAAAUCAUAGCGAAGUUUUACGAUGUUACGAUUACAUAGGAGUAAUAAUCGAGGAAAAAUUAUGCGAAGUUAUAUUACGCAAUUUACGAUCGGCAUCCGAGCAAGAUAAAGUAGUCGGAUUGAUAGUCGCUACCCAUUUAUUGAGUUCCUCUGAAAAAAUUCUGAAACCAAAGCUUAACGAUUUAAUAUCGAUUUUACACAAUUUAUUAAAUGAAAAUUCGAUCAAGAUAAAUAAAUGCCUGGUGAAAAUCAUCGUCGCAUUGGCUUAUCGAGAAUAUCUCAUGGAAAAAGAUUCUGUAUUUAUUGAAUUCUUGGUGAAACAUUGUUACCACGGAUCUAGUAAUCACGAUUUGGAAGAUUUAGAAUCUAUGUGUAGCAGCACUAUUUAUUUAUUGAGUACGUCUGUUCCUGUGGUGCAACAUUUAUGUUGGAAAGUACUGCUAAAAGUUCUUGUCAGCGGGGAGUACAGUCAAUCAGCGGCCAUAUUCGCGAAAUCGCUCGCUUAUUUGAUCUCGAAAUGUGAUGCCACCGUUUUUGAAAAAAAUUGUUACGAACGAUCAGAAGCGGUUUUCGUGCAUGUUAUUUCUUUACUAGGAAGCCCGUUACAUCAAGGUAGAGGAGUCUACCUGUUGAAUUUUCUUGGACUUUAUAUAAUUUGGAAAGUUAAAAUCGAUGUGCCAAUUUGGAAACAUAGAAUUAAUCAAUUAAUCUCUAUUCUCGAAGAUGCCAAAUGGAACGAAAGCGAAUGGGAAAACGUCUUAUUUGACGCGCUUUCUUCAUCAUUUACCGACGAAACGAAAACUUGGCUAGUUUCGGUGAACACCGAAACACUCAUGCUGUUGUCCGAACGUUUAACCGGAGUCGAUAGCAAUCAAAACGUCACCUCUGAUAAUAAUAUCACCGUCAGUGAACGUGCCAUGCUGUAUAAGAUGUUGGCAUUUUUCACUCAAUACGUCGAAGAAGACUCGGUCAUAAAUUCGAAUAUUGAGAAAAUCCUGCAUCCUAUUCACCAGCGUUCUAUGAUCGAUUUAAAAGCUUGUGGUCGUGCCAUUGGUAUUUUAUCGAGAACCAAUCUGAAUCACGUACUGAAACAGAUGGAGCUUCUGCAGCAAUCUUUACUGUUUCGAAAAACUACCAAAUUCUUGGGUUUAAUCAAAGAUUCAAAAAGCGAAACCGAUGUUGAAACCGUUAGACGAAUGAUUUGCGAAUGUUACUCCGAGAUUUUAACCGAAGCUCCGGCUCGACUCCUUUUACCUAAAUUGAAGAAUUUGGCUCAAUGGUUCAUCAACCAGAUGCAAACUUCUAAAGAUUCCCAAACCAAAAACGCGUGUCUCGAAGCAUUAUUAUCGGUAUCGGAAAUUUUGCUCAAACAUGAAGAAAUCUACGACGACGUAGAAGAUUGUCGAAAAAAUUUGCUAACUUUUACGACCAAUUUGAUCGAUGGUGAAAAAAAUAUGCCCAAUGUGAUCGCUUUGCGUAUUUUUACAACAUUGUUUAAAUUAUCCUUCAAAUUGCCAGCCAACGAAAAACUGCAACUAUUGCAGAAGAGUUUGAAUAAAUUAUUUCAGUAUUACUGCAACACUUCUCCUGGAUCUAGUUCGACUCCUUCCAACGAAUGUAAAACUUGCGAGGACGAUCCUGUGGUUUCUCAAUUGAAUUUAUCCAUCAAGGAGACCGUUAACGCUAAUAGUUCCAACGCCGAAGAAAUUAUUAUGUUUUUACAGCCUUGGCUUUCGCACAGGAUCAUUAAUUUAAGAAUGGUUUCAAUGUAUUUGCUCAAAGGAGCGUUAAACUAUUACGUAGAAUGCUUCCUUAAUGAUUCCGAGUACUCUAUUAGAUUCAAUCAAAUGGGACCUUUACUCGGAAAAAUUUACGUUCGUACUUUGGAAUGCAAUAAAGAUUUAGCGAACCUGGCUCGAGAAUGCGUUAUACUUCUGUUAGCGGUUUUAGAUUGCACUAAAAACGAGAACGUUAAAAUUGAAGAUAUUCAGCACGAAUUAUCCAAAGUUGACGAAUUCAAUGUCGAGAAUUCUCUCAUAUCUGCUCAUCAGAAAUUUUCGUCGACUCAGAUGUCUUUCAUUAUUGAAAGCUUAAUCAAUGGAUUAUUGGAUUCAAAUGACAGCUGCUGCUUAGGCACUGCCGACCUAUUGACGACGCUGUUUUCGGAAAUUGGAUUUCAUUUCAAUCGCCAAGCUCUGGAUAUUUUCAGUACAAUGCUUCUGAAUUUUCCGAAAAUUACUAACGAAGAGUUACUUACCAGCAGCUCUAAAGCAUUGAUUUCUUUAGCCAAACAUCACACCGAGAUGUUCGUCAAAACUGUCAUCAAACAGAAUAUUCCGUUCCAUCCAAACGUGAAUAAAGUUUGGCAAAUUUUAUCCGAAGAUAAAGAGCUAUCGGAGGCUGCUUUGAAAAUAUUACUUGAUAUGAUCAAAACGGAACCGAUCCAUGAUGAAGAUUUAUCAUCCAACAAACCUAAAAAGCUUUCGACUCGAUUGAUUGCCGCCAUUUAUUCGAUGAAGGAGAUCUUGUCGUUCACAUUGAACAAUAAGUUCGCUGUUGACUCGUUCAGCGAAACGUUUUCCACAUUUUUGGUUCUGAUGCCACGUUACAAAGGAGAAUAUUUCUAUAGUGCCGAUCCUACAGCAACGAGCACUAAUAAAACAUCCAAAGAAUCGACUGUCUGUAUUUUACCGUCCAAGUUGGUCCUCGAUACCUUACUCGUUAUGCUGGAUUGUGCCAAAUGUAACGAUGAAAAAGAUAACAUUCGAAACUUAUCUAAUAACGUGGAAUUCAAGAAAACUAAACUGGAAUCUGCCUACUUCGAUCUAAUCAAGUGUUUGACGAGAUCCGUUUGCAAUUAUAACUGUAAAGCGGUCGCUGAAAUACUUACAAUUGUUAACACCCAUUGUAACGACAGUAAUGAAAUUGUCCGGUGUACUGUGGCAGCAUUUUUUGCUGAGAUACUGAAUACCCCGUGUAAAGAUCGAAUCGAUGUGGUUGAAUCGGUUGUGAAUUCGUUGCUUAAUUUGUUAAACGAUUCGUCGCCGGUUAUUCGAGAAAACAGUUUGACAGGAUUGGCAUCUUUGUCUACGUUGGAAAGUCGAGUCGUGGAACAGCACAAAGAGAAGGUACUAUCCGCGUUGAUGCAGGGUUUAGACGAUACCCAAGCUUUAGUACAACAUGGAAUCAUUUUACGAUCGUUGAUUGGAUUAUCUAAAUUAUUGUCGUCGUUGAAGAACGAUUAUCCUGAUGAUAUUUUCGUAUCAAUGGCCAUUGGAAUGAAACCAUUUUUUGAAAAGGAAAAUUCGGAAAUUCGUAGCAUAUCGUUAAAGCUAUUUGGCGAAUUGGCUCAAUGCGUGAAAGAAAAAACAGAUGAAAAGAGUUCGUUCGCUGAGCAAGUUCAUAGUAAUUUGAUCUGCCUAUUAUUUCAUCUAGCUGAGAAAGAAAAAUCAGUAUCAGAGGCGUGUAAAUAUUCUUUACGUGAAACGACGAGUUUUUUGAAAUCUGACGAGCUUCUGUCGCUUACUAAAGAACAUCUCGAUGAUAAUGCAACCUUCGUUUAUGCAGAUUUCUUCACCCAAUUCAUUAAAGUUCUGGGUAAAGAAUUUCCAGAUCGUUGCUCGGAUUUUAUUAUGACUGCAAUGUCGUACAGUAAAAGUAACUGGGCUGAGGUGAGGGCCGUGGCUGCUACGUUUAUUGGUCUCAUGUACAGUAAUCAAAUUACAAAUGUACAAGAAAAACUUCCACUCGAUUUCGUCAGCGUUAAGUUAUUAAUUUUAUUGAAAGACGGUGAUGUUCAAGUACGAGCUAAUGCAGCUGCUUCCUUAGGUGUAGUCAUACAAGCAACAUACCAAGUGUCUUCAGAAACCGAAGAGUGAUAUUUUUUACCAUUUUGUACUUAUAUAUUUCACUUUUACAGUCUUUUUAAAUUUUUUAAUCAGUCAUUUUUUUUCCUUUUUUUUUUAAUUUAUCGCGUUGAAAUAAUUUUACUGUGGUUGUUUGCCCCAUUGUUAUGUUAUCGUUUAUUUUUAUCCUAUGAAAUAUUUUACACGUUGUAUUCGGAAAGUGGUGUUCGAUUUACGAAAUAAAAUUAUUAAAAUGUGAAA